This is a messenger RNA of Colletotrichum truncatum, 1749 nucleotides long. RefSeq names its product DUF323 domain protein. The record is from RefSeq and is a predicted model, not a curated record. Lineage: Eukaryota; Fungi; Ascomycota; Sordariomycetes; Glomerellales; Glomerellaceae.
AUGGGCACCCUCGUCAAGCAGCACGAGCGAAUCCAAGUCGAGCAAAGCUUAAAGUACUCCCAGAAGGGAGCCGAGAAUUUGUGGAACAUGGCAGGCUUGAUCGAGACUGAUCGCUGGACCAAGGGCGACGAGCAUGGUCUUCAUAUGAUUAGAAAAAGAAAAAUGCCUUUCAGUUUGCUACCGGAUCUCUACGCUGCCUCCCCUUGUCCCUCCUUGAGCGACUGGGAAGCUUUAUGGACGGCCUGGGACAGCGUCACACAGGAGAUGCUCCCUAAAGAGGAAUUGCUUGACAAGCCGAUCAAGCUUCGGAAUGCCUGCAUUUUCUACCUUGGCCACAUUCCUGCCUUCUUGGACAUCCAGCUGACCAAGACAACCAAAAAGCCUGCUACUGAGCCGGCGUACUUCCAGCCAAUGUUUGAGAGAGGCAUUGAUCCCGACGUCGAUAACCCUGAGAAGUGCCACUCUCACUCUGAAAUUCCGGACGAAUGGCCCCCCGCUGAAGAAAUUAUUGCGUACCAACAGAGGGUGCGCUCGCGACUCCAGAGUAUUUACGAGAAUGGCAUCGACAAGAUUCCCAGACCUGUUGCGCAGGGUAUUUGGGUCGGGUUCGAGCACGAAAUCAUGCACAUGGAGACUCUCCUCUACAUGAUGCUUCAAAGCGACAAGACUCUCCCACCCCCUGGUGUUGAGCGACCAGACUUUAAGCGCCUGGCAGAAAAGGCUCGUCAGGCCAGAGUGGCCAAUGAAUGGCAUGAUGUUCCUGCUCAAACCAUCAAAAUCGGCAUGGAUGAGCCUGAGCUUGAUGCUGGCGUCAACGCAUACUUUGGUUGGGAUAAUGAGAAACCAUCGCGGAAGACUCAGGUACAUGCCUUCCAGGCAAAGGGCCGACCUAUUACAAACGAGGAGUACGCGCAAUUCAUGUUUGAGAAUCACAUCGAAAAAGUGCCUGCCUCAUGGGCCGAUGUCCACUCCGCCGAUUCUGACUCCAACACCAACGGCCAGACGAAUGGCCUCACUAAUGGGCACACAAAUGGGCACACCAACGGACAUACCAAUGGCGUAACCAAUGGUGUUAAUGGCCAUCAAAAUGGAGAAAGUGCUCUCCCUGAGUCUUUCCUUGAAGGCAUUGCUGUCCGGACAGUCUACGGCUUGAUCCCGCUCAAGUAUGCUCUGGACUGGCCAAUCUUUGCAUCUUACGACGAGCUGUCCGAUUGCGCCGCCUGGAUGGGUGGCCGGAUGCCGAGUUUCGAGGAAGCUCGGAGCAUCUACACGUAUGUCCACAACUUGAAGAAGAUGGAGGCCGAGCGUACACUUGGACGAACGGUCCCAGCUGUCAAUGGACACCUCUCCAACGACGGCGUCGAGGAGACCCCACCAAAGCCCGCUUCCCUUGAGGCCGAGAAGACUCGUUCUGAGCUCUUCACGGACCUCGACGGCGCCAAUGUUGGAUUUCAACAUUGGCAACCCGUUCCCGUGACGGCUAAUGGCAACCGUCUUGCGGGACAAGGUGAGCUUGGUGGCGUCUGGGAGUGGACCAGCUCGCCCCUUGCUCGACAUGAAGGCUUCGAGCCCAUGCCUCUGUACCCUCAGUACACCGCCGAUUUCUUUGAUGGCAAGCACAACAUUGUCCUCGGUGGCUCAUGGGCUACACACCCGCUGGUUGCUGGUCGACGAUCAUUCGUCAACUGGUAUCAGCGCAACUACCCUUUCGCCUGGGCUGGCGCCAGACUUGUGAGGGAUAUCAACUGA